Messenger RNA from Lactuca virosa, 585 nucleotides. The record is from the annotation of a GenBank genome assembly. Lineage: Eukaryota; Viridiplantae; Streptophyta; Magnoliopsida; Asterales; Asteraceae.
AUGGUUGCAGGAUCAGAAACAACCACACCGCUGAUAGAGUGGGCGAUGGCAGAGAUCAUGCAAAGUCAUUACAUAAUGAAAAGGGUUCAAGAAGAAUUAGCAGAAAUCAUAGGACUUGACAACAUUGUCGAAGAAUCUAAUCUCCCUAAACUACAAUACCUAGAUGCAACAAUAAAAGAAACAUUUCGGUUGCACCCUGUAGUCCCUCUCAUACUCCGAAGAUUGCCAAGACAGGUUUGUAUUGUCGGUGGAUACACCAUUGCAAAACGUUGUACCAGGUUUCUGAAUGUUUGGUCUAUCCAUCGGGACCCUCAGUAUUGGGAUAAUCUGUUAGAAUUCAAUCCAGGAAGGUUCUUGACAAACAAAUAUGAUUUUAAAGGAAGAAAUUUAAAUUUCAUCCCAUUUGGGUCGGGAAGGAGAUUGUGUCCAGGUGUUCCAUUGGCGGAGAAAAUGCAAAUGUAUAUCUUGGUAUCGCUCUUACACUCGUUCGACUGGAGCUUGCCGGAGGGUGAAAAGCAUGACCUUUCUGAAAAUUUUGGAAUUACACUAAAGAAAAGAGAACCACUCAUCGUUGUCCCUUCAUAA